Molecule: messenger RNA, 1904 nt
Organism: Zalophus californianus (California sea lion)
Lineage: Eukaryota; Metazoa; Chordata; Mammalia; Carnivora; Otariidae
Product: ubiquilin-3-like
Exons: 1
Coding region: 192-1832 (546 amino acids)
Biological process (GO): ubiquitin-dependent protein catabolic process
Cellular component (GO): cytosol
Molecular function (GO): polyubiquitin modification-dependent protein binding
Source: RefSeq, a predicted model, not a curated record
CCUUGGCGAAGGACAGCCAACACCUCUAUGGAGCUGGGUGACCUCAGGCUACAUUAGGAAGUGGUGUCCGGAGGCCGUGUGUGAGUGGACCUCCCUCAACACCUACUGGUCCCUGCACCCAGGUGUGCUUACUGCUGCACCUGGGCUUCUACAGGUCCUCUGGUUGUCCUGCAUUCUGCUCUUGAGGAAAUAUGGUUCGGGCUAGGGAAGAAGCAAGGGACAGCCGGCUGGUGUCUGGUAGGGAGAUGUCAUCACGCAUUAUCAGAGUGUCUGUGAAGACCCCACAGGACUGCCAGGAAUUUAUGCUGGCAGAAAAUAGCAGUGUCCACCACUUUAAGAAACAGAUCUCCAAACGCCUUCACUGUGACACCGACCGAUUGGUGCUCAUCUUCACUGGAAAGAUCCUCCGGGAUCAAGACAUCCUGAGCCAGCGUGGCAUCCUUGAUGGUACUACGGUCCACUUGGUGGUGAGGACCCAUCUGAAAAGACCUCCGCCUGGUCCCGGAACUCUGUCAGACCCCACUGGUCGCUGCAUGCAUCACUCUGAACCCUCCACCUCAGAGAGCGCCAGGAUGCUGACCAGGCUGUGCCGGCUGGUCUGGAGCUCACCUGAUCUGGCUGACUUUCUUGGCCAGCUGGCUCAACUCUUAAUGGUCGCGCCUGAAUUGGUGGUGCAGUUCUUGGAAAACCCUGUGGUUCAAGGCCUGGUGAAUGAGAAACCACCCAGUGCCAGCCAUGCUCCUGAAUCCUCAAGGCCAGUACAGAAAUCCGAGCCAGCUCUUAAGGCUCUGGAAACCUUGCAGAAACCAGCCCAGCAACAGGAGCUCCUGCAGGCAGAUAAGCAGGGGUUAGAGGCGUUGAAGGCAGUGCCGGGUGGUGACAAUGCUAUGCAUCCAGUCUGCUCUGAUACCCAGCAGCUCAUGCUCUUCACUCUGGCCCCACGGGCUGCCUCCAAAGGCCACAAUCCAGGUUCAGAGCUUUGCAAAGAGGAGGCCAGUGCUAACAUCAAUACUAACACUACCACAGCCAUCCCCGCAGCCUUGGCACCGGCCAGGACAUUGGCACAGAAGGUCAGGGCAGGAGAAGUUACCCACACCAGGUGCGCGGCCUCAAAUCAGGCCAAUUCAGAAUGUGGGACUGGUAUGCCAGAUGUAAACUCAGGCCCGGAUCUUCUCUCCCAGGAGAACCAGCAGCCUGUAGGGAGAGCCACUCUAACCAGUCAGCUGAGACCCUCGCCCUCUGCCUUGCGUAGAGCCUUGCAUGUCCUGCAGCAGAAUCCAGCUCUGCUACACCAGUUGGCAACUGGAAGCCCCCUGCGACAUCAUAUGCCACUCCUUCCCAUCCUGACCAAUCCACGAGCACUGCAGGCAUUGAUACAGAUAGAAAAGGGCCUGCAGAUACUGUCCAAGGAGGUGCCUGGGCUGGGACCUUGUUUAUGGGGGCCAGGUAGGCCACCUGGGACUAGAGAACCCCCUGAAACCAGGGGUGGAGGGCAGGGUCAGAGAGCAGACUUGGUGCAACCCACCUUGGCUGUUCUUCAGCUUCUCCACGCAUUGGCCAAUACCUGCUCCCAGGCCACACAAUCCUCAUUACCCUUAUCCCCCCUCACUGAAGGCUGCUACCAGCAAGAACUGGAGCAUCUAAAGGCCAUGGGUUUUGCUAAUUGUGAUGCCAAUCUACAGGCCCUCAUGGCCACAGGGGGAAACAUUCAUGCUGCCAUUGAGAGGCUGUUGGGGGUACCAGAGGCCCAGGUCCCUCCCACUGAUGCCCACAGCACAUGGCCGCAUGGAGAGGGAGGGAGAGGAAGGGGAAGGGGAGGGGAGGGGAAGUAGCAUAUUUUGAACUCCUCUUACUCAGCUCGUGCGCACACUUGAACAGCUCCCUCCCUCACUGCCCAAGCUUGU